Lucilia sericata (common green bottle fly) is the source of this 742-nucleotide messenger RNA. Its product is annotated as calcineurin-binding protein cabin-1-like. Gene Ontology annotation, biological process: chromatin organization. The annotation marks the transcript as partial. The record is from RefSeq and is a predicted model, not a curated record. Gene Ontology annotation, molecular function: nucleosome binding. Lineage: Eukaryota; Metazoa; Arthropoda; Insecta; Diptera; Calliphoridae. Gene Ontology annotation, cellular component: nucleus. The transcript has 3 exons.
GUAUUCUAUUAUAAAUGAAAGGAAAAAUAAGAUGCUGACAAUUGCUUACAACUGUUUUUCAUUUGCAAAUUCACUGCAAAGUUCAACAACAUCUGGUAAUAGUGAAGAUAAUUCUGACGCCAAUGACGAAAAAUGGUUGUGUCAAUAUAUGCUUGGAAAAAUAUCAGAGAAAAGGAAAGAGGAGCCGAAGGUUUAUUUAAAUUAUUAUUUAAUGGCGGCUAACCAUCUCUAUGAAAGUAAUGCAACAUAUCCUAUUAAAAUCAACCACAGCAAUCCUACCAUGCUUUCAGUGGAAGCUUUGGAGGUUUUUUACCGUAUUAAUGCUGCUAUCAUUAAAUAUCUUCAAAGUGGAAAGGAAAUAACACGAUCUACAGGCGAUCUUUUCAAUAAGAUUUUGAAAAAUUUAUCAAACAGCCCCUUCGCAUACAAUAAAGCAAAAAUUGAUGGAAAUUCUCUUAAUAUGCUAAAAGGAAAACUUAUAAACAAGUUUAAGCAACCAGUAAAUUAUAGCGCCAAACAAGAAGUCCAUACAGUUAGUGAGCCUACAAACAAUGUGGAUAAUAUGAAAUCAUCCGAGGAAACUAAAGAAAUUUCGAAAUGUUUAAAAAUUCCUCCGCAGGUGAGUUUUUUUAUUAAUGGUAAACGAAAAAAAAAAAAAAAAAAAUUUCAAAUGAAUAUUUUAUUGUGUCUAUAUAACACAGACUAUGGGAAGUCUCAUAUAUAUACAUUGGUGGUCAUAUAA